Messenger RNA from Drosophila kikkawai, 1962 nucleotides. RefSeq names its product Carbonic anhydrase 13 (gene CAH13). Gene Ontology annotation, molecular function: zinc ion binding; carbonate dehydratase activity. Lineage: Eukaryota; Metazoa; Arthropoda; Insecta; Diptera; Drosophilidae. Gene Ontology annotation, biological process: one-carbon metabolic process. The record is from RefSeq and is a predicted model, not a curated record.
UCAGUCGUCCAUAAACACAUUCGAAUACCCAGUGAUAGACCGUUCAAAUUUAGUCUAAAAAAUAACUCCGAAAAUCGAAAGAAAGCGUAAAAUAUAGUUCUUGAGUUCUGUUUUUGGUACUUUUUCUACGUUUUGGAUACUUUUUUACACAGCUAUCGUUUCACUUAAGGCUGACUGGAUCUCUGGCUAAGUCAAAUAUGUUCGACACCACGUUGGGGACCGUUCUGGGCCUAUUGGCCCAGUUUCUCUACCUGGUAAUAGGCCAGGUGCUGGCACAAGUGGUUCAGCAUCCGCUGCUUACCACAGCUCUGUGCCUGCUGGUGGGCCUUGCAUACCAGGCAGAUCAGGAUUCGCUCAAGGAGGCAUACCAACGGGCGCGUUUGUGGGUACGGAAUCCCCUACGAUUUGGGGGUAAUUAUUGUUCCAGCUCGAAAUGUCCCAGCUCGGGAUAUGGUUAUGACAUGGCGCAUGGCCCACACACCUGGCAGGGACAGCCCGAGCCAUCUAUCGGAUGUGGAGUGGAGAAAAUCCACUAUCAGAGUCCGAUAAACAUUGACGAGAGUCAGAUCCAGCGACUGGCCAUAAGGGAGCUGCUCAACUGGAACCACUAUGACGAUAUACCAGCCAGCAUCCAGCUGGAGAAUACGGGCCAAACCCUGGUGCUCCGUGCCCAGUUCCGCGGUAAUGCCCCAACCAUCAGCGGAGCAGACCUGCUGGCCUGCUACACCUUCGUGGAAGUGCGCUUCCACUGGGGCUGGUGCAACAGCGAAGGAUCCGAGCACACGAUCAACCACCGCAAGUUCCCGCUGGAGAUGCAGGUGAUGCACCGCGCCGGGUCGGGCGUUCCGCGCCCCUGCACCAGCAGCUACGACCUCCUUAUGCUCGGCUAUGUCUUUGAGCUGUCCGCCCACAAUCCAUUCCUAGAUCCGCUCGUGCAGAAUCUGCGCCUGGUCCAGAAGCCAGGGAAGCGUGUGGAAAUCCCGCCCUUUCCGCUCUCCUACUUAAUCUACGCCUUCCGCACCGGCUUCUACUCCUACGGAGGGUCGCUGACCCAUCCUCCAUGCUACCAAGGCACCGAGUGGUUCAUCUUCCCCGAGUCGCUGGCCAUUAGCGACUUUCAGCUGCGCCACUUCCGCUUGCUCCUGGGUCCGGACGGGGUCUCGCCAAUAACUCGCAACUGCCGUCCAGUCCAGCAGGUGGGCAAUCGAGUGGUGAGCCUGAACUGCUUCUGUCCCUACGACGCCACCCAGCUAGCCCGUAUGCAAGUGGAGCUCUGCCAGCAGCAGGCCCAGGAGGAGCGGGAAGAGCGCCUGGAGCGGGAGCAGCUGCAGGAGAUGGAACGGCUUCAGGCGAUCGAGCGCCAAAGGAAGCUGGAGCUUGAAGUGGAGCGGGAACACGAGGCUGCUGCUACCACCGCCAUCGCAUCCGAAGACGAGGGACAGCUACUGGAGACCAUUGAAACAACCACCAUAAUUACCAGCAGCAGCAACACAAGCAUAUGCAUGACCACACUGAUGCGCCAGGACUCCCCCCCGGAGCAGGGGUCGCAUCCAGACAUCACUACCCAAACCACUUGCCAGAGUUCUCUUCGCAACGCCGACAUCGUCAUCUUCAGCGGCAGCAACGCCGGAAAGUGCGGCCUCCAGCUGAACCCUCCCGAGGAGUCCAUGAUCCUGGACAACAGGGCAUUCAGCGUCGGCCAGAAUGGCUGCAAGGGCGAAGCCAUUGGCGGCGUUGGCGAUGGCGUGAACAUUGGGGUCCGUCUGGAGAUGGUUGAAUAGGCUAGCUACGACGAAGCUCACUCCAAUCGUUAUCCUAACUGCAUGCGAAACUGGAAACCUAGAUCAGUAGUCAAGGCCUGACUGGGGGCCCAUCUGCUGCUCGCUCUAUGUGAGCCGGGAACUAAUUGUAUCGCAUGCGUGUGGAUUAAACAAGUUUGCGUUUAUAUUUUCUGAAGCAUAA